AUGGAGAAUAACUUUGAACUGACCGAAGACAUACUAAAAGAUCUGAAAUGCUCUCUGUGCGAACAAAUCCUGUCUGUGCCGCCCGUAUCGAUAAUUUCAGAGGACGCAACUAAGUAUAAGUGCGGUAGAUGCCACGGCAUCAAAACGUACGUCGAGACUAGGUGUUACAUGUACGAAAAGCUAGCCAAACACAUGAUAUUCCCGUGUAUGUACGAAGGCUGCGACGAGAAACUGAAAUGGUCCACGGUUAGGGAGCACGAGAAAAAGUGCGAGCACCGCAGGGUGAUCUGCCCCAAAUUAAACUGCGACGCCAGCAUCGGCAUGGACGACUUCGUGCCCCACUUCAAGGAGAAGCACAGAGACUCGUACCACGAGGACAAGCUCACCGUAAGUAACGUGCACAACUAUUACAGCUUGGACUUGUUAGAGAAGGACGGUCGGGCCUACAUCGUCAUAUUCGACUACAACGACGUGUUUUACGGGGUCAGCGUUUGCUCGUUAGAGCCCGACAGCCACCAGUACGAGCUGGUCUUAGAUUCCGACUCCACCCGACAGUCCAUAGUAGUCUCGGAACAACAAAUCGUACUGUUCGACGAGAAAACGCACUGCUUCAAGUGCGUCGCGGGGGGCUGCAAGAGCGAGUUCCACCUGUUCCGGUACUACAAGAACGGGAUCUUAAAACGGAUGAGCACGAAGCUGUACAAGGAUUCCGUCACGAGGACCUUCCGGAACCGCCCUUUGAACUACAACCUGAACAUCGUCGAGGAGAAAACCGAGGCGGACGAAGACCUGGACGAUCUAGUCAAGGAUAUGGUCGUCGACGAAGUGAACGACGAUGAAGAGGAAGAGUUCGAGGUGUCGAAGGAGGAGGAGAUCGUCCGCCGGUUGUUACAGUGCCCCCACUGCAAAGAGUACAUGCAGCCGCCCAUCUAUCAGUGCGUCACGGGUCACAUAAUAUGCAACAAGUGCAAAACGACUGCGGAGAAAUGCCCGACUUGCCAGGAGACGAUCGAUGCCACGAGGAACUACAUCUUAGAAGACGUCGCGAACAAUUUGAAGCUGCCGUCCCAGCCCGCGAAGGACUCCGAAGGGGAGAGCAAGGAGAUCACUUGUCCGUUGACGAACUGCUUCGACAAGUUCGAUCUGACGACCAUCUCGUCGCAUUUCAAGGAGAAACACAUCGAUCACUACCACUGGAACAGCAUAACGUUGAAGAACAUCUACUCGUACUUCAACAUCGACGUUCUGGUGAAGGGGACGAAGACUUACGUCGUUUUAUUCGACUACAACGUCACCAACUUCGGUCUGAGCGUGUGUUGUGUGUCCGGGUCGGACGAUUCCCGGUACGAGGCGAAACUAACGUCCCAGGACGGCAAACUCGCCAUCGUAGCGACCGACCAGAAAAUAAUCCCCUUCAACGACGAGGAGCACUGCUUCAAGUGCAUCUCGGGCGCGUGUAAGGACGAAAGGCACAAGCACAGGCUGUCGAGGUACGCGCUGUUCAAACGCUUCACCACGAAGUUCAACCGCGAGUCGGUAAUGAGAACGUUCGGCCACAAGUCGUUGAGUUACGUCGUGAACAUCAUAGACGGCAAGAAGGUGUUCCAGAAGGAGCUGGCCAGGAAGAAGGACAAGAUCUUCCGUCAGAUGUACGAGUGCCCCAUCUGCAAGGACUACAUGCUGCCGCCGAUCCACCAGUGCGUCGCCGGACACGUCGUCUGCAACGCCUGCAAGGAUAAGGUGGAGAAGUGCCCGUCGUGCGAGGGCGCCUACACCGGCACCAGGAACUACAUCCUCGAAGAGGUGGUGGAGAAUAUCGUGCUGCCGUGUCAGUUCGUGACGGAGCGGUGCCCGUUUAGGGCGGGGGUGAAGAGGAUAGCGUCGCACGAGACGGAAUGCCCGUUGAACAGCAAGAAGGUGUGCGUCGAGACGGAGGAGAAGCCUGAGGAGGUCAAGGAGACUGAUUAGGAGUACGUCGGGGGGUUUGACGCAUGACACCGUAGGCGACCGAUUGUAUCGCGUGGCAGGGGUGUGGAUUCGAGAAAGGGAGUCUUUUUUUCAGUUCGAAUAUGUAAAUGACAGCUAUUGGUAUUUUUUAGGCGUAAUUUGAGGAAACGAUUAAAAAAAUAACCGUCUAUAAAGUAACGUUUAGGAGUAGUUCAGAUAACGUAACAGGCCCCCUUACGAUCGUUUGAAACUUGAAAUAUCCACGUUAAGUGAUCUUUUGUAGAUCGCCAUGUAGGCCAAGAAAAUAAGAUUUUCACUCGAAAAAAGUCCUA
Anoplophora glabripennis (Asian longhorned beetle) is the source of this 2279-nucleotide messenger RNA. RefSeq lists its product as uncharacterized. The transcript has a single exon. The coding region runs from base 1 to 1968 and encodes 655 amino acids. The record is from RefSeq and is a predicted model, not a curated record. Gene Ontology annotation, cellular component: cytoplasm. Gene Ontology annotation, biological process: multicellular organism development; proteasome-mediated ubiquitin-dependent protein catabolic process. Gene Ontology annotation, molecular function: ubiquitin conjugating enzyme binding; zinc ion binding; ubiquitin protein ligase activity. NCBI's taxonomy places the organism in Eukaryota, Metazoa, Arthropoda, Insecta, Coleoptera, Cerambycidae.